Molecule: messenger RNA, 3394 nt
Organism: Xyrichtys novacula (pearly razorfish)
Lineage: Eukaryota; Metazoa; Chordata; Actinopteri; Labriformes; Labridae
Source: the annotation of a GenBank genome assembly
AUGCAGGAAUAUGAUGUUAUUGUACUUGGGACUGGACUGAAGGUAAGAAAACAUAUUUAUUGUCAGUAAAAAAAGGGAAAUUGCAAUGACCUUUUUUUUUCCUGCUGGUCGUACUGUUGGUCUACAAAGUCGCCUCACGUGAGCAGGAUGGAUUGAAUUUAAAGUUGCAGAGUUUUUUAUAUCAAAAUGGGAAAAAGAUGAUUGUAUUGAGAACCUAAAAUACUUUGAAUGGAGAGAUAUUUAUUCUUUCUUUGAUUAAAAAAGUCUCACUAAAGAGAAACAUAAUACUUUAAACGAAACCUUAACUCUUGUUAUCAUCUCUGAAUAGUUUUUAUCAGAUAAGUUUGUAUUUGAAAGUUCAGUUUAUAAGUACUUAGAAUUAUGCCAUCAUUGUGCCUCUCCUAAUCUACUCCGUGUUGUCUUGCAUGUCAUCGUGGACCCUUUUCUGUCUCAGGAGUGUGUCCUUUCCACUUUAUUGUCUCAAAGUGGGAAAAAGGUUCUUCACAUCGACAAGAAUCCUUACUACGGGGGAGAGAGUGCUUCCAUUUCUCCCCUUGAGCAGGUGCUUUUACACAAACACAUAUAUGACGGAAGAGUGGCUGCCGCUCAAAGCUACAUUACUGAUAUUUUUGGUUUUUAUUAUUUCAAAAUUUUCCACAUUAUGCUGACAGCUGUUCAAGUUGUUUCAAACUCCUGGUCCAUUCAAAUCGUUGGGACACGGAAAAGAGUGGAACAUCGACCUCAUCCCCAAAGUUUUCCUUGCGAAAGGUGAGACCAGAGUUCAGAGUUUGUCUGAAAGAUUUUCAUGCAUUAUUUUGGUGAAUCAGUUCAUUUCCCCCUCUGUUGUGUUUGCAUUAGGUGAUCUGGUGAAAAUCUUGGUGCACACUGAGGUUACGCGAUAUCUGGACUUCAAGGUCAUUGAGGGCAGCUAUGUUUAUAAAGCAGGCAAAGUUCACAAAGUCCCUGGCACAGAGGAAGAUGUCCAUUCUUCAGGUGAAAAACAAACACCUAUAGAUGAGUGUUUAAAGAUCUACUUCAUAUUAUUCACUGAGACGUUUUUCCUUCAGACUUGAUGGGCAUGUUUGACAAGAGGAGGUUCAGAAAGCUGCUGCAGUUUGCCCAAAACUUUGAUGUUAGAAACCCCCGGACAUACCAUGACAUGGAUCCUCACGAAACCACCACCAGGGACCUGUUCUGCCACUUUGACCUGGGGUUAGACGUUCAGGAGUUCAUAGGUCAUGCAGUUGCCUUAUACAGCAAAGAGAGGUCAGCCACAGAAACUCAAAAUGACUUACAUAAAACAAAUGACAUCAGCUGGUACUCAAAGUUAAAACUUUCUGAUCAGUUACCUGGACCGUCCAUAUUUGGAAACCAUCAGGCGGAUAAAGUUGUACUCUGAGUCUGUGUCCCACCAUACCUCCAGUCCUUACCUCUACCCUGUGUAUGGGCUGGGAGAACUACCACAGGGAUUUGCCAGGUAAGAGGAUAACUAAUCAGUUUAUUCUCUGAAUACUGUCAAAAAGGAUUAAAGUGAUAUUCUUUAAUCUAGGGUCAAACACACCGCAACACUGAGUUAGACACCCCUCAAGAGAUGAAUGUUGCCGCCUCUUUAGUUAUAUCAACUUUAGUAAUGACCGCACAAUAGCAAUGCACAGUGGUCUAUGGAUCUAACUUAAUCAGCAGGACAUAUAGGGUCCUAGCCACAGUACUAGCCACCAAACAUCUUUUUAGCUUUGCCUAAUUUCUUUAGCAAAGAGACUAAACACAACUCACCUUCUCUCUUCUAGCAGCCGCUUGUCCAUUACGGACUACAGCGGGGUUCCAUUUCUUCAUGGAAAUUUAAUCAGACAGAGGCGCUAAUGCAGAAGACUUACCCGGUCUGCAGUGCAAAAUGAUAAAUAUGGUGAUUAUUAAAUCAAGGAAAUGAUAAAGUAGUGAUCGUAAUUGUUCUUCCUUGAGCUGCGUCACCCCGCAGCAGACUGUAAUGGACUGGCCCGAGGUCUCGCUAUAAACAAGUGGCUGCUGGAAGAGAGUAGGUGAGUUGUGUUUAGUCUCUUUGCUAAAGAAAUGAGUCAAAGUUAAAAAGAUGUUUGGUGUCUAGUACUAUGUCUGUGAACCUAUAUGUCCUGUUGAUGAAGUUAGGUGCUGUUCUGAGCAUUAUUUGUGGAUAUAGAGUGGCGUUUUGGUUGAGGUUUGUUUAUGACUCCUUAAACCACUGUGUAUUGCUAUCAUGCGGUCGUUACUAAAGUUGGUAUAACUUGAGAAGCAAGUGGUCGGCAACAUUCAUCUCUGGAGGGGGGUCUCUAACUCAGUGUUAUGGUGUGUUUGACCCUUUAAGUUUAUCUUGUGGGAUAAGAUCGUAUUAGCAAUCGCACAUAACGUGGCACUGUUCUGCAUGUGUGUGUUUCAGACUGAGUGCAGAGUAUGGAGGAACCUUCCUGAUGAACAGAGCUGUAGAUGAAAUAGUGAUGGAUGGUGGUAAAGUAAAAGCUGUGAAAUCUCAGGGGAAGGCGAGUGUUAUCGAUGUAGAGGAAGGUUUGGGAAGUAGUCUCAAGGAUGUUACAGGUAAAGAUGUGGCCCUCGUUGAUCUUGUCUGUUUUUUUUCUCUCUUUAACAGCUGUUCUGCUGUAAACAGCUCAUCUGUGACCCAAGCUACGUCCCCAACAGAGUGAGAAAAGCAGGUCGUGUGAUAAGAGUCAUCUGCUUAUUAAAUCAUCCGGUUAAAAACACCCAUGAGGCAAACUCCUGUCAAAUCAUCAUCCCUCAAACACAGUUCAACAGGAAAUCCGGUACUCUGUCCCUGCUAGUAUUAAUCUGCAUGUGUGCUGCAAAGAUCCAAAGCUGAUCAGACUGAUGAAUAACUAACUAGAAAAACUCCUCUGUCUGUGCAGACAUUUUCAUCUCCCUGGUGUCCUACACUCACAGUGUGGCCCCAGACGGGCUGUACAUCGCUACAGUGAGCACCACAGUAGAAACUAACAACCCAAAGAAAGAAAUCCAGCCAGUACUGGAGCUGCUCGAGCCCAUCGUGCAAAAGUGAGCCACUAUUUCAAUCAUUUCAUUUAGCAUUUUGUUAAGGUGCCAUUUAACUGAUGCUGUUUACUACUUUGGAUCCAGAUUUGUUUCAGUGAGCGACAUCCUGGUUCCCAAUGAAGACGGAAAAAGAAGUCAGGUAAUUCAAGAAAUCCUCAAACAGAAUUUCUCUAACUUGUACUAAGAAAUAAAGACGUGUGGUUUCUGUUUCAAGGUUUUCGUGUCCAGCUCAUAUGAUGCAACAAACCACUUUGUCUCUGAAUGUGAGGACAUCAAGGGUCUGUAUCAGCGGAUCACAGGAGCAGAGCUGUGCUGGGGACGAUCUCAGAGACAUAAAUCUUCCAACUCUGAUGAAGACUGA